UUGUGAAUUUAACCGUCAUAGAUCUCCCUGGAUUGACAAAGGUUGCUGUAGAGGGACAGUCGGAGAGUAUAGUUGAAGAUAUUGAAAUGAUGGUCCGGUCUUAUGUUGAGAAGCCCAAUUCCAUCAUAUUGGCAAUUUCUCCUGCCAAUCAAGAUAUUGCUACUUCUGACGCAAUAAAGCUUGCCAAAGAAGUUGAUCCUACAGGUGAGAGAACAUUUGGAGUGCUAACAAAACUUGAUCUGAUGGACAAGGGAACCAAUGCCCUAGAUGUAUGGGUUCUUUCUAUCAUGUUUAAGGUACUCGAGGGAAGAGCAUACAGACUCCAACAUCCCUGGGUUGGAAUUGUGAAUCGUUCACAAGCUGAUAUAAACAAGAAUGUUGACAUGAUAGUGGCCCGUCGAAAGGAGCAGGAAUAUUUUGAAUCCAGCCCAGAAUAUGGACAUUUGACGCAUAAAAUGGGCUCAGAGUAUCUUGCAAAACUUCUAUCAAAGCACUUGGAGACUGUUAUCAGGCAGCGCAUCCCAAGCAUUAUUGCUUUAAUAAAUAAGACGAUUGAUGAGCUUAACGCAGAAUUGGACCGUAUUGGCAGGCCUAUAUCCUUGGAUGGAGGGGCCCAGCUGUACACAAUUUUGGAAAUGUGUCGUGCGUUUGACCGUAUAUUUAAGGAGCACUUGGAUGGAGGGCGACCAGGUGGAGAUCGGAUUUAUGGUGUCUUUGAUAAUCAACUACCAGCUGCUUUGAAAAAGCUCCCAUUGGAUCGUCAUCUUUCUUCCAAUAAUGUCAGAAAAGUGGUUUCAGAGGCAGAUGGUUAUCAGCCACAUUUGGUAGCGCCUGAACAAGGAUACAGAAGACUAAUUGAUGGGUCUCUAGGCUUUUUCAAGGGCCCAGCCGAAGCUUCUGUUGAUGCUGUACACUUCGUUCUAAAAGAACUUGUGAGGAAAUCCAUAGCAGAAACGCAGGUAAACAAUCCUAAACCAUAGGAAACUUGUUGCAAAAAGUGAAGUAUGUUAGUGGCAUCAUAUUAGUCUUCACUGAG
Messenger RNA from Ilex paraguariensis (yerba mate), 1036 nucleotides. NCBI's taxonomy places the organism in Eukaryota, Viridiplantae, Streptophyta, Magnoliopsida, Aquifoliales, Aquifoliaceae. The record is from the annotation of a GenBank genome assembly.